Molecule: messenger RNA, 2961 nt
Organism: Ambispora gerdemannii
Lineage: Eukaryota; Fungi; Glomeromycota; Glomeromycetes; Archaeosporales; Ambisporaceae
Source: the annotation of a GenBank genome assembly
GAUUAUAAAGACGGAGAAAACGUUUUAGUUGCGCCCAAAGCAGAAACAUACGGCUCAGACAUUGAAUUCGAAGACGGUGAUGAGGAAGCCGAUGAUCUUGACAUAAAAAACUUGUCGACAAAGGCUUGGCUGGUGAAAUUGCCAACAUUUCUUGCAAAAAAGUGGUCUGAAAUUGAACAGGAAGAUGUUGAUCUGGGGUGCGUGCGAAUCCACGAUCCAGGGAAAAUAGAAUUAAUACUUUCUGAUAAUAAAAUAUAUGCAGAUAUGCCGCGAGAGUAUGACCUAGAAAUAACGAAUACUGAUGUCAAAGACUCGUAUUCUUUUUUCCUAAAAAGAGACGAGAAUGGAAUGGAGACAGGACCAGUCGCGAUGCAAGCAACUGUUCAUCAUAAUUGUCAUAUUAAACCAUAUGCGAGUGACGAGUACAGGCAAAAAGUGCGACAGAGAACUAUAGAAGCAGCGCAACCUAAACGAACAGUACGAGUGAUGAAUCCAGAUCAGAAUCGCGGUGCUUACGUACCUCCUGGUCUGCAAGUUUCACCAGCAGACAAUUUCGGAAAGCUUGUUCAAAAGAAACCAAAAAUUCCGAUGGAACAAAAAACCACUCGUAUGCCGGAAAACGAGCUCAUCGAUUUGCUCUUCCAGGCAUUUGAAGAGUAUGCUUAUUGGACUUUAAGAGGGCUGAAAGAUUAUGUCAAACAGCCAGAGUCCUAUUUAAAAGAAAUAUUAACACGGAUCGCAAUCCUGGAUAAACGUGGCCCUUAUAAUAAUUGCUAUCACUUGAAGUCAGAGUACAAACGCGAGAAUGAACCAACAAAUGAUUCGAUCGCGCCAAAUGGAUUGGAACCGCCGAAUGCGCAACAAGCAUUGGAGGAUGAAAAUGAUGUCCUACAAAUUCAAGCACUCGGUGCUGGUAACGAAUUGGAUGCAGGAGUGCACCCGGCUUUUAAUGGGUUGGCAGCACUUCCUUUUUAUGAUGAAAUUGAUCCUACUACUGUUGAUGUUUUGCUGGUUAGCCACUUUCAUUUGGAUCAUGCCGCUUCUUUACCAUAUUUCAUGGAAAAGACCGGAUUCCGUGGUCGUGUGUUUAUGACACAUCCGACAAAAGCUAUAUAUAAAUGGUUAUUAACAGACUUUAUAAGAGUCAGCAAUGUCGGAGCCGAUGAAAAUAUUUAUACGGAACAAGAUUUGCUGCAUAGCUAUGAGAAAAUUGAGGCGGUCGAUUAUCAUCAAGAGAUGGAGGUAGAGGGAAUAAAGUUUACUAGUUAUAAUGCUGGACAUGUUCUCGGAGCUGCAAUGUUUUUGAUCGAGAUUGCUGGUGUAAAGAUUUUAUACACUGGCGAUUAUUCGAGAGAAGACGACAGACAUUUAAUGGCAGCUGAGCCUCCUAAAAUCCAGCCGGAUGUAUUGAUUACUGAAUCCACUUAUGGUGUUCAAAGCCAUCAGCCACGAUUAGAAAAGGAAGCGAGAUUCACAUCACUUGUACAUGACAUUGUACAACGUGGAGGAAGGUGUCUAAUGCCGGUAUUCGCGCUUGGACGUGCACAAGAAUUGCUAUUGAUUCUCGAUGAGUAUUGGGAAGCCCAUCCUGAAUUAGAGUCUGUACCGAUUUAUUAUGCGUCAUCACUAGCGAAAAAAUGUAUGGCAGUCUACCAAACAUAUAUAAACAUGAUGAAUGCAAAAAUUCGAAAGCAGUUUGCCAUUUCGAAUCCGUUUGUGUUCAAACACAUUUCCAAUUUGAAGAAUAUGGAUAAUUUUGAUGACGUUGGACCUUGUGUUAUGAUGGCAAGUCCCGGGAUGUUGCAGAGCGGUCUUUCUCGAGAAUUGUUUGAAAGAUGGGCACCCGAUAAAAGAAAUGGUCUCGUAAUUACAGGCUAUUGUGUAGAUGGAACUUUAGCUAGGCAUGCAAUGACUGAGCCUGCAGAAAUAACUUCGAUAUCUGGAGCAAAAAUCCCGCGGCGUCUAUCUGUUGAAUAUAUAUCAUUUUCAGCUCAUGUAGACUACACGCAGAAUAGUCAAUUUAUUGACGAAGUAAAUGCUCCUAAUAUUGUUCUUGUACAUGGCGAAUCAAAUGCCAUGGGUCGCUUGAAAAGUACUUUAGAGACGAAAUUUAAAGAUCGUGGACAAAAGGUUCAAGUAUUCUCGCCAAAGAAUUGUGAAUUCGUAAGGCUCAAGUUUCGAGGAGAAAAAUUGGCAAAGCUUCCAAUGACAUUUUAUGUAGGAAUUGAAAAAGAAUUGGAAUUAUUGGAAGCUUUCAAGAACGUCACUGGCUGCACAAUAGGUUCUCUAGCUGCUAAAUAUCCUCAAGAAGACCAAUUACUUUCUGGCAUUCUUGUCUCAAAAGAUUUUCAAUUUAAUAUUAUGGACGCACGCGAAUUGAAAGAGUUUAGUGGGAUUUCCACUUCUGCUAUUUCGCAAAAGCAGACAAUCUAUUAUCGUGCUUCUUUCUCGCUGUUAAAGUUCCAUUUGGAACAGAUGUUUGUCAAUUUGGAUGAGACAAAAGACGAGAAUGGUGCACCAACUUUGAAGAUAUUGGAUUCUAUUAAAGUUAAACACGUAAAUGAAAAUCAAAUCUUACUCGAAUGGCAAGGUAAUUCUAUGAAUGAUAUCAUUGCAGAUGCAGUCUUAGCUGUAAUACUGAAUAUUGAAAGCAGUCCAGCUUCCGUCAAAGUCACCAAAAGUCCAACUCAUUCGCACCGGCAUCACCAAGAAGACAUACGAUCCGCCACAAUAAAUUUUCUUAAGAAGCAAUUUGGGGAAGUUUUCGAAGAUCCAGAAUCGGAGGAUGAGAUCGUUGUCAAAGUAGAUGAACAUACUGCCACAGUUAAUAUUCAGACUUUGGAAAUAAACACACAACAUGAACCGUUAAGGAAGAGACUGGUUGAUGUGAUUGAACGUGUUGCACGUACACUGCGGCCUUUGGACUUUGAAAUCUUGUCGAAGAUGAAAGUAUCACCAUAA